This is a messenger RNA of Aspergillus lentulus, 636 nucleotides long. The record is from RefSeq and is a predicted model, not a curated record. NCBI's taxonomy places the organism in Eukaryota, Fungi, Ascomycota, Eurotiomycetes, Eurotiales, Aspergillaceae.
AUGAACUUGUUAAUAGGCACCAGAGUUCCCGCGGUCAAUUCAACCAACCGUCUCCUUGUUUACUUCCAGGAUGUCUAUGACAGUAUUCCUGAGAGUCUAUAUGAGGGUAGCCGGGCCAACGGCACCGAAAAGAAUGUCAUCGGCAAGGCUAAGCUCGGCAGCCCUGUCGCCGCGACUUCCAAGGAGCUGAACAACGGAAUACCCACCAGGAGUUUGCCUACGACUCUGGAAGCGGAUGAUACAACAGCGGCCUGGGCGGUGCCAAGUUCCAAGUUGCCUUACUCUGGCAUUGCUGCUGUGUUCCUGGCGGGAACAGAUGCGUUUCAGUUGCGGAGUUAUGUCCAGAAGUCAGAUAACACAAUCCAGGAGUACAUGUGGAAUGGCAACGGCUGGGAGGAGGGCACCAACCUGGGAACUGCGUCCCCGGUACUGGUAUCGGAGCCACCUCCUUCCGCUAUACUGACUACAAUGGCCCAAGCAUCCGGUACGCCACCUCCAUAUGCAACCCUGAAUACGGAAACACUUACUAAUAAAAGAAAUACACAGGAUCUGGUUCCAAACGGACGACCUCAGACGCGUCCAAAGAGCCUACGACCCGCACAAAGGCUGGUACCCAAACCUCAGCGCAAUCUUUGA